AGACAGUUACAAGGAACAAGAUUUGCUCUUGGAUUUGAAAAGAAAAGAGACCUUCUGUACCGAAUUUAUUUUGGUACAAAAUGCCUCCGACUCUCUUCCAGAAACUUUUCAACAAGAGAAAUGCGUUUUCGUCGCCGCCCCCGAGAUGUAGCAAAGAGGACCCAGCUUUCAGCUGGCCACUUCCCCAGCUGGAGCCCAGUCAGAUCAGGCUGAUCGUGUACCAGGACUGUGAGAGGCGCGGCAGAAAUGUCCUCUUCGACUCCAAUGCCAAAAAGAGGGGCACCGAGGAAACCCCCAUCACUAGCACCGAGGGCCAGGUGAAGAUGUUCGGGAAAUGCUGCCAGCUCCGUCCUACAGGUGGCAGCAGCAGUUCCCUGGACAGCUCCUCCUCUUGCACCUCCGAAACCAAGGAAACCAAGGAGCAGGGUCUCCGCUUCCAGGGUUCGAGGUGUUCGUCCGAUGUGGUGAUGUUGGGGGAGAUGAUGUUUGGCUCUGUGGCCAUGAGCUACAAAGGCUCCACGCUAAAAAUCCACCAGAUCAGAUCGCCACCUCAGCUGAUGCUGAGUAAGGUUUUCACUGCCAGGACUGGAGGCAGUGUGUAUGGCAGCCUCAACACGUUACAGGACAGCCUGGAGUUCAUAGGACAGGACAGCAACACCCUAAGGCCUGAUCAAAACACAGGGCCCAACAGUCUCCUAGGGAACAUAGGAUUUUCUCAGCUCUGCAGCCCUCGCCGGGCCUUCUCUGAACAGGGCCCUCUGCGCCUCAUCAAGAGCGCGUCUUUCUUUUCAGGCCACAGUCACCCCAUGGACAUGCCUGGCCGAGGGCUCUACGACGAGAGGGACAGUGGCAUCGCCAGGUCAGCUUCUCUGAGCAGCCUGUUGAUCACUCCCUUCCCAUCCCCUGGCUCCUCCUUGACCAGCAGCUGUGCGUCCAGCUACCAGCGCCGAUGGCUCCGCAGCCAAACCACCAGUCUGGAGAAUGGUGUUUUCCCCCGAUGGUCAGUGGAGGAGAGCUUCAACAUGUCUGACGAAAGCGCAGGACCGAGCCUUGGCGUAGCUCGGAAGAAGAAGAUCGCCAUUGGGGUCAUCUUCAUGCUGUCCCCCAAUCCUGAGGAGAACAACCGCUUCCAGGAUUUCUUUUUCUCCCACUUCCCUCUCUUUGAAAGCCACAUGAACAAACUCAAGAGCGCCAUCGAACAGGCCAUGAAGAUGAGUCGGCGGUCAGCUGAUGCCAGCCAGAGGGCCUUGGCCUACAGCCGAAUGGUGGAUGGGCUCAACGAGUUCAGGAUGACCAUCUGCGACCUCUACACCAUGCCUCGGGUGGCUGAGCCUGUCUGGUUGACUAUGAUGUCUGGAGCAUCAGAGAAGAACCAGCUCUGCGGCCAAUUCAUGAGAGAGCUCUCCCUGCUGAUGGAGCAGGCCUCCAAGAACCAAUUCCUCCCCGCCUUAUUGACAGCCGUCCUGACCAAUCAUCUGGCCUGGGUCCCCACCGUCAUGCCCAAUGGGCAGCCUCCAAUAAAGAUCUUCCUCGAGAAACACUCCUCCCAGAGUGUCGACAUGCUGGCAAAGACACACCCCUACAACCCACUGUGGGCACAGCUAGGGGACCUGUAUGGGGCCAUUGGAUCACCAGUGCGGCUGUCGAGGACAGUGGUGGUGGGCCGGAGACAGGAGCUGGUCCAGAGACUCCUCUAUGUCCUCACCUACUUCAUCCGCUGCUCUGAGCUGCUGGAGACCCACAUGCUGGACAGUGCUGAGGAUGAGGCCAUCGUCAUGCCCGGUUCCCUUAUCACCACCUCCCUAAGGAAAGGAGAGGUGGAGGAGUCGGACUAUGUCCUUGUUACUGUCCAUAAACCCAGUGAGGACUACUUGUCCCAAGGUGCCCAUGGCCGUCAGACUGAGGCAGAGGACAGUAGUUAUCCUUCAGACAAUAGCCUCCAGAGCAGCACAUAUACAGAUGCUGAGGUGGAGCAUGGCGCUGGGAAUACACCCAAGGAGGAAGAUGAGGAUGAGGAAGACGAGGAGGACAGCAGCGAGAGUCAAGGGUCUAGAAGCAGUGUGCUUCAGACGGGACACAGUCAGGGCACAAUUCCCAUUAUCAGGACUGCAGAAGCAGCUGAACCUGGGGAGCUGCGCAGGGAGUCUAGCAGCCCGCUUGGUACAGAGGCACGAGUGGAGACAGUGCUGCGUGUUGGCUCGGCUUCCCCCAGGGAGCAGGUCUGUGUGCUGGAUACAGAGACCAAAGGUGACCUGAAACUUAUUGUCCCAUCCAUACCCACAACCCUUGCAUCAAGUCCGUCCCCACCUCCCACCACAGAGCGUAAAAACUCUUGGACAGAUGCUGGGAUGGAUGCAGGGAUGGGGAACCAGGCCACCAAAGUGCUGGUUCCUCGGUCUUUGGGAAUCCCUCUAGAGAAGAAGCCCCCAGAUAAGAACCUGGCCGCCACAGUGCCAAUGCCAGUAAUAACGGGAAACACCAUGACAGGGCCCAUGGCUUUGACUCUAACAGAAGAGGAGGAGCCAGCAACGAAAGUCACUUUCCUAAUUGGAGACUCCAUGUCUCCUGACUCGGACACGGAGAGCCGCAGAAGGAAGGUGGAGGAGGAGAUUAAAAAGCACAAGAAACACCUCAAGGACAAACUUCACCCGCAGCUGCUCUUGCAUCAGCAACAACAGCAUCAUCAGCGUUAUCAACAGCAACCACAGCAGCUGCAGAGAGGAGCAGAUUCAAAGACCAGCAACACCAGUGCAUCAGAGGACCAAACCAAACAGACCAAGGUGGCUCCAGCCCUGCAGCGGGUAUCUAGUAAGAUGCCCCAGUGGAGCCCAAACUGUAUGGAUGAUUUUGAUGAGUAUUUCAGCUUGGAGAACCCCGUGGAGACAAGGACAAUAGACGAUAUGGCCAAACGUCAGGAAGCCACUACCACGGACAGUAUGCACAAAGACUUGCUGGACCCCUCGGGAGGCCCCCGGCCUGGUGACUUGGGCAGUCACAGCUUUCAGGGUGGAGUGAGGAGUCAGGGUUUGGGUCUCUGUUUAGGUUCAGGUAGAGGAGAGGUGGGGUCCAGCAGGAAGGGAGACACCUUGUUGGAUGUCCAGAGGAGAUGCAGGUGUGGGUCUACAGACUCCUCCGACACAUGUUGCUGUAGGGGCUGUUCUGUUGAGCAGGAUAAGGGCCUUGUGUUGUCAGUCCUCGUGGAUGGAAGCAGCAACAGCAAAGAGGACCAAAAACGCAAGGUGGUUCCUGUCAACGACUGGGAGAUACCACGCAAUGAGAGCUCAGACAGCGCGUUGGGGGACAGUGAGAGUGAGGAGACAGAGGACUGGCAGGAGGAAGUGCUCGUGCCCUUCCCUGGAGCAAAGUUGGUGGAGAACUAUUCAAAGCCAAGCAUAGCCAAUUUUGGUCGGUCUCUGUUUGGAGGCUACUGCCCCACCUACGUGCCAGACUUUGUACUGCAUGGGAUGCCUAGUGACGAGAAACUACGGCAGAGCCUCAUGGCUGAAUUAACCCAUGCUGUUCAGCAUCCAGUAUUGGAUGAGCCCAUAGCGGAGGCCGUCUGCAUUAUAGCAGACACAGACAAGUGGACAGUGCAGGUGGCCAGCAGUCAGAGACGAGCAACCGAUGUCAACAAGCUGGGGAAGGAAGUCCUGGUGUCCAGCCUGGUUUCCAGCUUGUUGCAGUCCACUCACCAGCUCUACAAACUCAACCUCUCACCCAACUUUUGUAUAAUGCACCUUGAGGACCGCCUGCAGGAAAUCUACUUUAAGAGUAAGAUGCUUGCUGAGUAUUUGAAGGGCCAGACGAGAGUCCAUGUGAAAGAACUGGGCAUGGUCUUAGGAAUCGAGUCCAGCGACCUUCCCCUGUUAGCUGCAGUGGCCAGCACUCACUCCCCCUAUGUGGCUCAGAUCCUGCUAUGAGACUGUAAAGACACUGAGGUCCCAAGCAGCCCGAGGAAAUCAGUCAGACCUGGGUGGUGCCACUCAAAAAACGGCCGUCCACGCUCCGCAGCUGACCCCCGACAUGGUUUCCUGUCCCGUGUGCCUGGGCUCAGUGGGAUCUUUGCCUUGAGCCUGAGUGGUGCACGUCUUUACGGACCACAGCCAGCACCACCCCUCACUACCACUGCUGCUGAAUUUGGUGCAAUGCUGAUGUUGCACCACAGGGUGGGGCUAGAGACCACAGACCUAGAGAUGGAGUGAGGCUCUGUGGAUGACUGAAGCAUCCCUCAAAUGACCUUCUCCUGUUGUUUGAAUGUUUCUUUUUAAAACAGGACUUGUUUAUUUUUGGACACAAAAGCCAAAGACUUUAUUCAUUUUCCCAGGUGAGAAUGAAAUUUUAAGAUAUCGACAGUACAUUAACAAUGAAUUUUGUUUUUUCAACUGCUUUUUUCUGUACAAUCUUAAACCCAGUCGUACAAAGUGAAGGACUACAUGUUCAAAGGAAACAGAUGGACAUUUUUAAACUUUACUUUGAGGUAAAUAUCAUUGAGAACAUUUAUCAAUCUCAUGCCAAUUAUGUUAUGUUGUUUAUCUUCAUGUUUUUGUUUACAAGCCAAAUUUCCCUGAGAUAUCUCAACAAAUCUGACAAAUUUAAUUUCUUUUUUGUCAAAUUGCAAUGCACACCUGACUUUAAAGCCUAUGUUUUUGUGGCAGAGGUGGUAAUCGAUGCACACCAUGAUUUUUAGUUCAACAAACUGGUUUUGAAAUGGCUAAAAGUGGCUUUGACAUUCUUAUCAUAGGUACAGCACUACCUCAGAUCUUCAUAUGGGCAGUGGAUGACACACACAUUUACAGCUGCCCCAUAGAAAACCCUGAGGUAUACUUUUUAAGCUAUUUUAAUCAGAGGAAUGUCAGCGUAAACUGUGUGCAGACUCUAUGCUGUGUUCUUUGAAAAAGGGAAGGCUGUUUAAUUCUUUAGGAUGAUCGUUACAAAAAAAAUGGAGGAAAAACAUAUUUUUGCGUCAGAUUGUGAUUAAGAAGGGUUCCUUUCUACUGUGGAAAAGCUAAAACAUGCACCAUCUAUGUAUAUUUUAAAACUAAAUGCUGAAAUAUUUUCACACUUUUAUAGCUUUGCCACCUUUAUACCAUGUUUACGGCUUCGAUGUUUGCUGCAGAGGGAGGAGAGAGAGGAGGAACACAGUAGGCCUUAUAGUGGAUAUGUAUGUAUCAGUUAACACUACUGUAUUUUCAGAGAUGUUUCUAUGACAGUUAUACUCACAAAAACACACAAAAUGCAAAAUACAAAACUAUGGUAGCACACUUUUAUCUUGUUUUCCUUUUGAUUUUCCAUUACAUUGACAGGUAAAUGAUUUUGGCUGUUACGCCAUAUACCCAGGGUGCGAUUUGCUGAGUGUAAAGAGUUGGUUUCCCAGCUUCUGCUUUUGGAUUCUCUCCUGGGCAUAAAGUGUAACCUGCAGCGGGGCCAAGGGGCAUUAUUUCAUUAUUCUCAAUAUUACUUUUUUGUCGUCUCUUGACAGCAUUGGGAAUUAAUCUAUAUUUUCUCUGUUUUAUUGCAGACGAAAUAGGGUGAGUCAAAAAUUUCCCAAAGAAUGACUGCAUCAUUUAUAAUAAACAGUCAAAAGCAGAGAGGAGUUUCAGAUAAAUGCACAUCCAUACUGUCUUUUACCACUGUACCUCUGUGCUGCAAAUUUACCUUCAUGCCAAGGGAAUUGCAAGGCAGAGGAACAAAGUAGUGUGGUGUCUGGUAACUUUAUUUGAAGCUCCGUAUUGUCUACCAUUAAGGUGACAAAUCCCCAAUUGUGGCUCAGGUUUGUGUGUUUUAUAACAGAGCUUGUUGAUUGGCUUUAUGUUCAACUGUACACUGUGAAUAACUGGCAGUGUAACCCUGAGAACUGGACAGUGUUUGUCUCUUUCUAUAAAGUCAAAUCGCACCCUGAAUAUGACCCAAGUCUUAAUGGAGAAGUGGCAUGAAUGCAUCACAGGCUUCUGGAGAGCUCCUUUUGCUGGUAAAAUUGAUACAUGCUUGUUAUUGUAUUGAACAUGCUCAGCUAUAUCAGCCUACGUUUUGUACAACCCAGCCAUUAUGUUUAAAAGGUAUGAAUUUAUAUCUGCUUUUCCCUCUUUGUAUAUGAAUAAAUUAUUUAGUUGCUCUUGGUAUGUGUAACAGUUCACAUAAACUGUACAUAUUCAGUUUAUUUCCAUGCAUUUGUACAGAAUGUCUUUUAAGAACUGUCUCCUCAAAUUAUUUUUCCCAAUUUUAUGGGAAUGUUGUGCAAUAAAGAUGCCGAUGUUGAGAAUUUA
Molecule: messenger RNA, 6263 nt
Organism: Seriola dumerili (greater amberjack)
Lineage: Eukaryota; Metazoa; Chordata; Actinopteri; Carangiformes; Carangidae
Gene: fnip1
Product: folliculin interacting protein 1
Exons: 18
Coding region: 81-3920 (1279 amino acids)
Cellular component (GO): cytoplasm
Molecular function (GO): protein-folding chaperone binding; ATPase inhibitor activity
Source: RefSeq, a predicted model, not a curated record